AUGGACUUAAAUUUAGAGUCUUUAGAUAUAGAGGAUGAAUGUUCUGUAUUCUCUGUUGAUUCUAAGGUACCAUUAUUACUGGAUGAUGAAUACUUUAACGAUACUUCACCACAGGAGGAAAUUGAAGAGCUUAAUAAUGAUACAUCUCGCAUUUAUGAGCGACAAAUUGAUCGUUCGAGUAGAAUUAACAUUAUUGGAAGACAAGGUAUUUCAGGUUCUAGUUGGGCGGCUUAUGUAAACGUCACUUGUUUAAUUGCGGGAACAGGAAUUUUUGGGCUGCCAUAUGCCAUCAAACAAGGAGGUUGGGUUGGAAUUACGUUAAUAGCAUUGCUCAUGCUAAUGACUCAAUACACUAGUAUAAUCUUAAUCAAAUGUCUUUACUAUGAUGGUAAAACUCGAUUAAAUUCUUAUGCGGAUAUUGGUUACCAUGCUUACGGAAAUAUUGGAAAAUAUUUAUUGGUUGGAAUAUUCAAUAACGCAAUCUUGAUAGGAAUUCCGAUAUUCUUGUUGCUUAUUGCAGGAAAAAAUCUUGACAAUUUAGUAACAGUGCAUUUUGAAACACACUUAGGAAUUCGUGUAUGGAUAUGCAUAGCUGCAGCAUUGAUUUCCAUACCAUUUAUAUUAAUGAAAUCAUUGAAAGACGUGUUUUUCCUAAGCAUAUUUGGCGCUCUUUCGACUUUAUUUUCUGUUAUUGCAGUCGCCGCAUUGUCAUGUAGAGACUUUACUGAGUCCCUAAAUUAUAAUGAUACUAGUUCGCAUAAUUUAUAUCAAAUUCCUAUGUCAUUUGCGGCAGUGUCACUCACAUAUGGAGGAAAUUGUCUAUUUCCAUCCAUUGAAGGGAAUAUGCGAAGGCCUAAGGAUUGGAAUAAAGUGGUAACUGCCGCUUUAAUUACUUGUACGAUUAUGUAUUUGAUUGUAGCAUUUUCUGGGUAUUAUGUGUUUGGUGAUUGCAAGAUUAUCCGUACAACUCAACAUGAAGGUCCAAUUCUGACAAUAGCCACCAUAUUUAUUACAAUUGACAUACUCCUUACUGCACCAAUUCUUUUAACAUCAUUUGCGUCAGAAGCUGAAGAAUUUUUAAACAUUACUUCUGAACAUUAUUCUGUUAUUUCUGAAUUUAUAUUAAGAGUUAUAUUUCGCUCAAGUAUUGUCAUUGGAUGUGCAAUUGUCGCCAUUUUUAUGCCACUUCUUGGAGAUUUUAUGGCAUUACUUGGAGCAUUAGCGAUGUAUUGUCUUGUAUUUAUCUUUCCCGUGAUUUUUUAUAUAAAAUUAUUUGGAUGGAGUAAAUUAUCUAUUCUUGAUUUGAUUUGUAGUUUGAUUGUAGUGUUUAUAGGAUUUUCUGGAUACGUUAUUGCAGUUAUAGAUGCCAUAAGCUCGUUGAUAAAGGAUUUUCAGAGUAAAUGA
Messenger RNA from Scutellospora calospora, 1404 nucleotides. NCBI's taxonomy places the organism in Eukaryota, Fungi, Glomeromycota, Glomeromycetes, Diversisporales, Gigasporaceae. The record is from the annotation of a GenBank genome assembly.